This is a messenger RNA of Scheffersomyces coipomensis, 3486 nucleotides long. RefSeq names its product m-AAA protease subunit. The record is from RefSeq and is a predicted model, not a curated record. NCBI's taxonomy places the organism in Eukaryota, Fungi, Ascomycota, Pichiomycetes, Serinales, Debaryomycetaceae. The transcript has a single exon. Gene Ontology annotation, cellular component: m-AAA complex; membrane. Gene Ontology annotation, molecular function: ATP-dependent peptidase activity; metalloendopeptidase activity; ATP binding. Gene Ontology annotation, biological process: mitochondrial protein processing. The coding region runs from base 124 to 3072 and encodes 982 amino acids.
UGGUUUGGAAGGCAAACUGACCUCAAGUGAAAAAAAAAAGUUCAUGAAAGAACUCCAUGUAUGGUCCAGGGUAUAUUCAAGAAGUCAUACAAUAAUAGUUAUCCACAAGUAUAAUUCAACUCAAUGAGUAUACGGAUUAGUAGGAGGCCAAUAGGUCUUCAGACUUUACGUCAAAGUUUUAAACAAAAAAUCCCAUCAUCAAUAGGUUUCAUAAGGUCAUUACAACAAAGUUCUCGAGCUUUAAAAGAAGGUCCAGACUAUAAGAAGCUUAAUAAUGAAUUCAAAAAACUUCAAGAAUUAAAGGAAAGUUAUAAGAAUGCUAAUGGCUUGCUUGCUAAGCUUCAGAUCAGAAGUCAGAUUGUUGAUCAAGAAAUGAAAUUACAAAGUGAUCAACUUUCUCUUUUGAAAGAUGAUGUAAGUCAUCCAACUUUAAAACUUACUUUUGAUGCCACUAAUAUUGAAAAGAUUGAAGAAUACAAGAUAUGGUCAGAGUUCAUGCUUGGGUCAUUCUUGGCUGAAUGUAAGAAAUACGAACUUAAAAAGUAUGGUAAUCCUGAUGAAAUCAUUGAAAAUAUCAUAAAUACAUUUAAAGAAGAAUAUUCUCAAGUAACAGCUCCAACUAAAGAUGAUGUGCUUUACUUUUUCAAAUUAUAUUACUGUUUACUGAAUAAUAUCAUUUAUCUUGAUGAAUUGAAGAUUGAUAAUGAUCAAGUAUCCCAAUUAUUAAAUUUUUAUACUGAUUUAGAUCCAAGUUCAGAAAGAGAUACUAAUAUUGAAACUGUGUCUAAGAAAUUCGAUAUUUCCCAACAAGUGGCUCAGGAAUGGUUUGAAAUCUUUGAUAUCUUCGCUACAGUUCCAUUUGCUAGUGUAGGUGAAAAAUUCAAUAAUGCAUUAUGUCCUAAAGAAUAUUCCAGUUUUGUGGAGUUACAAGAUACUAUGACUGAUUUACGUGAAAAAUUUAAAGAUCUUUAUACCAGUAAACCAAAAUCAGGUAGUACUGAUACUGGAUUUGGUGAUUUCAUGUUUAAUACUACCUCAAAUGAAAAGAAAUCCAAUAACUCGAAUAAGAAAUCCAACAAUACUGACAAGAAGAAAGAUAAAAAAGAUGACGAUAAAGCCACUCUUGAUUUCACCAUCAACCUUAAUAGUCCAAAUAUGAGAUAUUUCCAAACUGGUAUGUUAUUUGGUUUACUUUCCUAUAUUCUUUAUAGUGUAAAUCAAGAAGAUGAUGGUGAAGUUAGUUUCCAACAAUUUACCGCUGAUUAUUUAAGUAAAAAUUUGGUUGAUAGACUUGUGGUCGUUAAUGGUCGUACUGCUUAUAUUGAACUUAAUCAAAACGGUAAAGCUCAAUAUGGUCAACAACAUAGAUUAUAUUUCAACAUUGGAUCCAUGGAAGCCUUUGAAAGAAGUUUAAAGGAAGCUCAAGAUCAAUAUAAUGUGGCUGAUUCAAUGAGACUUCCAGUUAUUUAUGCUAAUGAAGGAAGCACCGGAAAGAUGAUUAUCAAUUUCCUUCCAACUGUUCUUUUCCUUGGUGCUAUAUAUUAUAUGACUAGAAAAGCCACCAUGGGUGGAUUAGGUGGUCCAAUGGGAUUUGGAAAAUCAACUGCUAAGAAAUUUAAUCAAGAAACUGAUGUUAAAAUUAGAUUUAAAGAUGUGGCUGGUAUGUCUGAAGCCAAAGAAGAAGUUAUGGAAUUUGUUAAAUUUUUACAAAACCCUGAAAAAUAUGAAAAACUUGGUGCUAAAAUCCCAAGAGGUGCUAUUCUUUCAGGUCCACCAGGUACAGGUAAAACUUUAAUUGCCAAAGCUACUGCUGGUGAAGCCGGUGUUCCUUUCUAUUCUGUUUCCGGUUCUGAAUUCGUCGAAAUGUUCGUUGGGGUAGGUGCUUCAAGAGUUCGUGAUUUAUUUAAAACUGCUCGUGAAAAUGCUCCUUCUAUUGUUUUCGUCGAUGAAAUUGAUGCUAUUGGUAAACAACGUUCAAAGGGUAAUGCCAGUGGUGCAAAUGAUGAACGUGAAACUACUUUAAAUCAAUUAUUAGUUGAAAUGGAUGGGUUUGAUACUUCUGACCAUGUCGUCGUCUUGGCCGGUACAAAUAGAGCUGAUAUUUUGGAUAGAGCUUUAAUGAGACCAGGUAGAUUCGAUAGACAUAUCACUAUUGAUAAUCCUGAAUUACUGGGCCGUAAAGAAAUUUUCGAAGUUCAUUUAAGAAAAAUCACUUUAGCUGAAGAUAUUGAUAGUGAUUUACUGGGACGUUUGGCUGCUUUAACUCCUGGAUUCUCUGGUGCUGAUAUUGCUAAUGUUUGUAAUGAAGCUGCUUUAAUCGGUGCUAGAUUUAAUGCUAAGGCUGUUACUUUAAGACAUUUUGAAUUAGCGAUCGAAAGAGUGAUUGGAGGCAUUGAAAAGAAAUCCAAGCUUUUAAAUCCAGAAGAACAAAGAAUUGUGGCUUAUCAUGAAGCUGGUCAUGCUAUUUGUGGUUGGUAUUUAAGAUAUGCUCAUCCAUUAUUGAAAGUUUCAAUCAUUCCAAGAGGUCAAGGUGCAUUAGGAUAUGCUCAAUACUUACCACCUGAUCAAUAUUUAAUGAAUACAUUCCAAUUGUACGAUAGAAUGAUUAUGACUCUUGGUGGUAGAGUUUCAGAAGAACUUCAUUUUUCUUCAGUUACUAGUGGAGCUCAUGAUGAUUUUAAGAAGGUUACUAAUAUUGCUCAAUCUAUGGUAUUAAGAUUUGGUAUGUCUAAGGCUAUUGGUAUGGUUAAUUAUGCUGAUACUCAAUCUCAAGAUAAUUUAACUAAACCUUUCAGUGAUGAAACCAAUAGAACUAUUGAUCAAGAAGUGCAAAGAAUCGUUAGUGAAUGUUAUGAGAAAUGUAAGACUUUAUUAAAAGAACGUUCUCAUGAAGUUGAAUUAGUUGCUGAAGAAUUAUUAAAGAAAGAAUUCAUUACUAGAGAAGAUAUGAUUAGAUUAUUAGGUAAAAGACCAUUCCCAGAAACCAAUGAUGCAUUCGAUAAGUAUCUUGAUGGUAAAGAUGCUUUCAAGAAUGAAAAGCCUUCUGAAGAGAAAAAAGAUGAUGAAUUAUAAAUGAAAUAUGGUAUUAUAUAUAAUUAAAAACAAAAACAUUAAAUAACCCUCCAUUCUUGUACAUAUAGAUAUAUAAAUGAUAAAAUUUAUAAUAUAAAAAUACAUAUAUAAAUAAAUUAAAAACUAGACGCUACCAUUUUGAGUUUGUACACGACUUGUGGUGAAAAAACCAUAAACAGAGAACGCGAACAGUUUAAUAAAAUUCAAAAUUCAAUUCAGAUGUAAAUAUAUGUUAGAAAUAGCUAAACUACAAGUCAAUAUCAAUUAACCAUGAGUAGAUCAAGAUCAAGGCGAGGAGUAGACUCGGUAUCAUCAGAAGAUUCAGCAAGACCACAACGAAGUUCCAGAGCUCGUAGGCAGAAUUUGGCAGGCUUAGAUAUUGAUCCAGAUGAUGAUGAAGAUUUCGAUGUAUCG